AUGACGGUGAAACCGGUAACGGCGGUUGUAAUUGGUUCCGGGAUGACCGUCCGACCGGCCGCACAUUUCGCGCAAAAUGCAUCCGAGCGCGAACAGCGGCGACGCUCGAUCGUGAUACUUUCGCUACUGGCCGCUUGUGCGUUUCUGUUCGUGCUGUCACUUUGCCUACUGACAGCGCUGGUGAUGGUUGGGCGCAAUCUGUCAUCCGAUGCUGGCAGUCAUUCCGAGCUGACAGCUGCCACCGAUGAUAUGCAUUUAUUUGUCAACAACAACAGUAUUGCAUCGCACGACGGUGAAACCGCGUUCAGUGAUAACGGCACCGGUGGCCAGUACAACCGUAGCACUAUCUUCCUGCCGAACUCGGUGUAUUAUUCGGUGACACCAACAGCAACUCGGUCAGAGACGGCCGGUCGAAUGAAUCGGGUGUUUAAGAUGGGUACGCAGGUGGUGGACAAGUUAGGCUUCCGGUUACCGCGUCACAUUGCACCGGUGCAUUACGAGCUGUGGUUGCAUCCGGAUCUGCAGCGUGAAACAUUUGCCGGGCGCGUUGGUAUCGAGCUGAACGUGUCCGAAUCGACGAACUAUAUUGUGCUGCACAGCAAGCUGCUAACCAUCACGGAAAUGGUGCUGCGUGAGCUGAGGAGCGGUAAUGAGCGACCGGAGCGUGAAAUCAACAUAUCCCGGGCGUAUGAAAUGCCGGAGCAUGAUUACUGGAUCAUCGAAACGCAGGGCGAAAUAGGGGCCGGUGCUUAUCGGUUAAGUGUGCAAUUUAAUGGCAGCUUGGCGGACCGUAUCAUUGGGUUCUACAGCAGCAAGUACCUCGACAAGACCACGAACCGAACAAGAAAAAUUGCAACAUCCAAGUUUGAGCCAACGUUUGCUCGGCAAGCGUUCCCAUGCUUCGACGAGCCGCAUUUGAAGGCCGAAUAUACGAUCCAUCUGGUUCAUCCGUCCGGCGAUGGUUACGAGGCACUGUCCAACAUGAACAUCGCCGAAACGGUAGCGAACGUCCCUACGACCGGGUUAAGCACUACAAAGUUCGAGCGAAGCGUUAAGAUGAGCACCUACCUAGUGGUGUUUAUCGUGAGCGAUUUCCUUUAUAAGGAGGUGCAGAUCAUUCCGGUCCAUGGCAAUCCGUUUCCGUUGCGCGUAUACGCCACCCGGUUCCAGCAGGACAACGUUGACUAUGCGCUCGCCACCGCACGUACCAUCAUUGAGUAUUAUGUGAAAUAUUUCGGUAUCGCUUACCCACUGCCCAAGCUGGAUAUGGCGGCCAUACCGGACUUUGUGUCGGGUGCGAUGGAAACGUGGGGAUUGGUCACGUACCGUGAAACGUCCAUCCUGUACAACAAGGCCACGAGCAGCACGGCCAACAAGCAGCGGGUGGCGGGUGUGAUUGCGCACGAGCUGGCCCACAUGUGGUUCGGCAACCUGGUAACGAUGCAGUGGUGGAAUGAACUGUGGCUGAACGAGGGUUUCGCGAGCUACAUCGAGUACAAGGGCAUGCACGAGGCGUCCCCGGACUGGGGCAUCGAGGAGCAGUUCAUCAUCGACGAUCUGCACGGUGUGCUCACGCUCGAUGCUACGCUCGGUUCGCAUCCGAUCGUCAUGUCGGUCGAAAAUCCGAACCAAAUCACGGAAAUUUUCGACACAAUCACGUACUCCAAGGGUGCGUCGGUUAUACGCAUGCUGGAGGACUUUGUGACACCUGCCGUUUUCCAGCAGGGUGUUACGCAGUACCUAACGAAGCUGGCCUUCUCGAACAGUGUUUCGGAGGAUCUGAUGCGCGAGCUGGACGAGCUGGUGGACACGGUGAGCGUUACAACCGUGAUGGAUACGUUCACGAAGCAGAAAGGUUUCCCGGUCGUGACGGUCACGGUGAACGCUUUGCAGUACGUGCUACAUCAACAGCGCUUCCUGGCCGAUAAGGACGCGAAUGAGACGGAAGAAUCACCAUUCAGUUAUCGCUGGUACAUACCGAUCACGUACGUAGCCAGUAACACCGCUUCGGGUGCUGCGCCCCAACGGAUCUGGUUCCCGAACGAUCAAACCAUGGUGACGAUCGAUAAGCCGCAAGGUAGCAACUGGAUUAAGCUAAACUAUCGUCAGAUCGGGUACUAUCGGGUGAACUAUCCGGUGGAAAUGUGGGAACAGUUUGGUGAAGCUUUGCUCAAGGAUGUAAACACGUUCACGAUCGGUGACCGUACCGGACUGCUGAACGAUGCGUUUGCUUUGGCGGAUGCAACACUGCUUCCGUACAACAAUGCGCUCGAUUUGACGCGCUAUUUGAGCAACGAAAGUGAGUACGUGCCGUGGUCGGCCAUUGCGAGCAAGCUGAAGACGAUCCGCAAUCUGCUGUACAACUUCAACUCGUACGAUGACAUUACGAGCUACACCCAAACGUUAGUUAGCGAAGCGGUCCAAUCAGUCGGCUGGGUUGUACCGGAAGAUGGUGAACAUAUGAAAAACCUACUGCGUACGACGAUCCUCGAUCUAGCCUGUUCCUUCGGGCAUCCUGGGUGUAUGUCGGAAGCGAGCAAACUCUUCCUUGGUUGGUUGAACGACGGCGCCAUUAUCCAUCCCGAUUUACGCUCCGUUGUCUACACGUACGGCAUACAGUCGGGCGUAUCCGUGGCCGACUGGGACAAAGUGCUGGACCGUUUCCGACAGGAGAACGAUGCGAAUGAGAAGACGAAACUUAUGGUUGCCUUAGCGUCCUAUCCCGAUCAGCGCACGAUGCGUCGCUUCUUGGAACUGUCCUGGGAGGCGGCGUUGGUCCGCACGCAGGAUCAGCUUAGCUGCAUCCAGUACAUUGCCGCGAAUCGGCACGGCGAACAGCCGGCCUGGGAGCAUGUGCGCGAAAACUGGCCCCGCCUGGUGGAACGGUUCGGCAUCGGUGAGCGUAACCUCGGCCGGAUGAUUCCAUCGGUUACCGGGCGCUUUACGACGUUGGCGCGACUGAACGAGCUGGAAGACUUCUUCGCCCGUUAUCCGGAAGCGGGUGCUGGUGCGGCCGCCCGCCGCCAAGCGCUCGAAACCAUCCAGAACAACAUCCGUUGGCUGGAGCUUAACGAAGCGAACGUGGCCAACUGGCUGAAGGAAAAUAGAGUAUAG
Messenger RNA from Anopheles marshallii, 3114 nucleotides. Its product is annotated as aminopeptidase A-like. Gene Ontology annotation, biological process: peptide catabolic process; proteolysis. Gene Ontology annotation, cellular component: cytoplasm. The transcript has 4 exons. The record is from RefSeq and is a predicted model, not a curated record. Gene Ontology annotation, molecular function: peptide binding; metalloaminopeptidase activity; zinc ion binding. Lineage: Eukaryota; Metazoa; Arthropoda; Insecta; Diptera; Culicidae. Bases 1 to 3114 code for a protein of 1037 amino acids.